Messenger RNA from Arctia plantaginis, 3246 nucleotides. NCBI's taxonomy places the organism in Eukaryota, Metazoa, Arthropoda, Insecta, Lepidoptera, Erebidae. The record is from the annotation of a GenBank genome assembly.
AUGAAUAUUCAAGCUGUCUGUGCCAGCGGCUUGAUUAUGACGUGCCGAUGUCCCAAGCUACAUGCUGUAGGACAUGAUAUUAAUGAAAUUCCACAACUCGCCUUCCCUGGGGGCCAUCUGGAGUUCGCGACGCUCACAAAGGAACUCAAUCAGGCCAGAGAGCAGCUUCUCGAGAGAGAAGAGGAGAUUUCAGAGCUAAAGGCGGAGAGAAACAAUACCAGGUUACUACUAGAGCACUUAGAAUGCCUGGUGUCGCGGCACGAGCGCUCACUGCGCAUGACGGUGGUGAAGCGGCAGGCGGCUGCACAGUCUGGCGUCUCCUCCGAGGUGGAGGUGCUCAAGGCGCUCAAGAGUCUCUUCGAACACCACAAGGCCUUAGACGAAAAGAACUUUGAUUUUUAUGUCUUAAAGUUAAAAAAAAUAUCUUCUUCUUUUUUAGACUUCUUCUUCUUUAGACUUUCCGAUAUAACAAGUAAAUUUUUAGUAGAAAAGCCAAAAGAUCGUCUUGUAGGAACUUCUGACGCUUUUUGUGAACAGUUCCUGUUAGAAAGAGUCAAUCAAAUGUGGUUGAGAGCAGUCCGCGAGAGGCUGCGGGUCGCGUUAGAGCGAAACACCGCGCUCGAAGAGGAGCUCGCUUUAACUAAAGAAGAGUUACAGCAAUACAAGUCGUCGGUCACAGCAGACGACAAGCCGAAAGAAAACGGCACCGUCCCCACUGGAUCCCCCGAACAGAACGGAGAACAACAAACCCCUAAGGAACAAAAUAAUAUUAACGGCGACACGGAGACGACAAGAAAAGUGUGCGAGCUCCAAAAUACUAUCGCCAAGCAGUCAGCUGAGCUUAGCUCGUGGCAGCGUCGCGUCGCUGAGCUGAACAAUAAAGUGACAGAACUAGAAGAGAGGCUGACCAAGGGUGAGAAGGAGCUCGCUAAGAAGCAAGAAGAGUGUGUCAAGCUCCAGAGGGAUCUGAGAGAAAACGUUGCACAGAAGGAAGACCAGGAGGAGAGAAUAGCUACCCUGGAGAAGCGUUACCUAAACGCACAACGCGAAUCGACAUCGCUCCACGACCUCAACGAGAAGCUCGAACAGGAGUUGCAGCACAAACAGGCGCAACUCAAGCUUCAAGAGGAGAAGAUAGCAGCUAUCGAGGAAAAACUGGAGCUCUCCGCGCAGAAGCUCUCGCAGAUGUCCAGUCUGCCAGAGAUGGAGGAGCAGCUCAAGGCUAGGAUGGAGGCUCUGAGCCAGGCCCAGGAACGCCACGGCUCAGCUGAAGACCGCAUCCAGAGACUGGAGGCCAGUGUGGAGGAGAAGAACGCCGAAUUGAUGAGACUCAACCAACGGCUGCGGAUGAACGAGGAACACAACACUAGGCUUUCGGCCACUGUUGACAAGCUACUGUCAGAGUCGAAUGACAGAUUGCAAGUUCACCUCAAAGAGCGUAUGCACGCGUUAGACGAAAAGAACGCACUGACGCAAGAAUUAGAAAAGACAAGGAAAUACGCUGAUGAACUCCUCGCGGAGAAACAGGACAUUCUCAAGGAACUGGCCAAGUGGCGCAUGGAAACUGAACAGCUAAAACGGCAAAUGCUAGAACAAGAGAUAGCCUUUAACAUCCAGCAGACGGACGCUCUGACCCGCUCCUUGUCCCCCGCGGGCCAGCAGCAGCCUCCCCCUGGAAUGUUCCAGCCCAAACUGGACAGCUCCUGGGAGAAGCUGCAGCAAGCGCACGUGUUGGCCAACGUGCAGCAAUCAUUCGACGUCUCUAGCGAUGCUGAGAUGUAUGACAUUGUGUCACAGAACGAUGAGUCUGAUGGUGGAGUAGAGGGGGGGCACACGGAUGCCGCGGCUCUGGCGCUCAUGUUGCAGGAACAGCUCGACGCCAUCAACACAGAGAUAAGGCUCAUACAGGAGGAGAAGCAGAGCACAGAAGCCAGGGCCGAGGAGUUGGAGUCCAGGGUGGGCAGCUACGAGCACAUGAACGUGGUGUCGCGGCGCGGAGACUCGCCGCCGCUCGCCGCCUCGCCCUCGCGCCCGCACCUGGCGCAGCACCACAAGUACCACACCUUGCAGCUGUGCGAGGAGGGCGGUGUGGGGGGCGCGGGCGCGGAGGGCGCGGAGUCCCCGCUCACGUCGCGCUCGCUGCGCCUCGAGCGGGCCGCGCGCGCCAUCCACGCCGAGCGCGACCGCCUGCGGGGACACUACCAGCCGCCCUACGACGCCUCAAGCCAAGAGUCCCUGGGAGGGAUGGGCUCCAUGGGCGGGGCUAUGGCGAGCACGUGGAGCGGGGUUAGUGCCUCAAGAGGCGGAUCCUCCUCCGCGGUGUCCAUCGCGAACAUGCAUCAGCAGAAGAAGAGAGGGAUCAAGAGUUCUCUAGGAAGGUUCUUCAGUAAGAAAGAGAAAGCGGGAAUGCCUCUACAACAAGGUCAGAGUCCUCGCUCAAUGUCGUCAGUCUCGUCUCUGGGGCUCGCGACCCUCGCGGGUGAAGAGUCGAGUAUGGAUGCCAUGACCCCUCACUCGUCGAUGCCUCACGCUCCCCACGCCUCGUUACAGCACCAAGACUAUGCCAGGACUAAGUGCAAAGAGCGCGACUACCGGCACGAGCUGCUGGGCGAGGCGAUGCGCGCGGGCACGCCCUUCGCGCUGUGGAACGGGCCCACAGUCGUGGCCUGGCUCGAGCUGUGGGUGGGCAUGCCGGCCUGGUACGUGGCCGCCUGCCGUGCCAACGUCAAGUCGGGCGCCAUCAUGUCCGCCCUCUCCGACCAGGAGAUACAGAGAGAGAUCGGUAUCAGCAACCCGCUGCACCGGCUGAAACUGCGGCUAGCGAUCCAGGAGAUGGUGUCCUUGACGUCGCCCUCGGCCCCACGCGGCACAGCCUGCGCCGCGUUAGCCUUCGGGGACAUGAACCACGAGUGGAUCGGCAACGUCUGGCUACCCUCUCUCGGUUUACCGCAGUACCGAACGACGUUUAUGGAGUGCCUGGUCGACGCGAGGAUGUUGGAGCAUCUCACCAAACGGGACUUGAGGACGCAACUUAAAAUGGUCGACAGUUUUCACAGAACGUCGCUGCACUUCGGCGUGGCGUGCCUCAAGCGCGUCGGCUACAGCGUGCGCGCGCUCGACGAGCGGCGCCGCUCCGCCGAGCUCGCCAACCGCGACGUGCUCGUGUGGACCAACGAGCGCCUGCAGCGCUGGCUCGUCUCCAUCAACCUCAAGGUACACCCCACCCCCACCCUGACACUCGCCUAG